AUGACUGUCUCUACCAUGCAGUUCCAAGCAGCCAUCAGUUCUCACUUGCGCUUGGAAUACUAUCGGACCCAUAAAUCUCUGGUCAGCUGGAGAAUAAGGAACAAGGGAUUGGGCCACCGUGAACAUGCCCGUCCGUCACCAGGAGACCUGGCCUUCAGAGAUGACAGCCUUCAGUCCCAGGAGGAGCCUGCAAUUCGUCAUCGACCUUCCCAGUUUGUACCAUCCACGGGAAUCCAGAACAGUAAGGAGCUAAACAGAACCUGCUGUCUGAAUGGGGGCACCUGCAUGCUGGGGUCCUUUUGUGCUUGCCCUCCUUCCUUCUAUGGACGAAACUGUGAGCAUGACAGGCGCAAAGAGAACUGCGGGUCUGUGCCCCAUGAUACCUGGCUGCCCAGGAAGUGUUCCAUGUGUAAAUGCUGGCAUGGCCAGCUUCGCUGCCUUCCUCAGUCAUUCCUACCUGGUUGUGAUGGCCAUGUGAUGGAUGAGCACCUCACAGCUUCCAGGAAUCCAGAAUUAACAAUGUCUGCAUGCGCUUUUAUUCUACCUGGCAUCUGCCUUGCCAUACAGAGUUAUUACUAAUCCACAGUUUGCAUACAACAUUUAUCAUGCAAAUUUCAUGACCUGUAAAGGGUUUCUCUCCACUGUCCUGAGAGAUGAGCAUUUUUUGUUAGUUGC
This is a messenger RNA of Phacochoerus africanus (Common warthog), 675 nucleotides long. RefSeq names its product teratocarcinoma-derived growth factor 1 (gene CRIPTO). Bases 1 to 579 code for a protein of 192 amino acids. The record is from RefSeq and is a predicted model, not a curated record. Lineage: Eukaryota; Metazoa; Chordata; Mammalia; Artiodactyla; Suidae. The transcript is spliced from 5 exons.